AUGGCACAAUUUAAGCAAGAAGAUGUGAAUUUUGCAUAGGAUUUAAGAAAUUAAACAUUGCUUAAGCUGCAAAAGCUCAUAAUGUGGUUCAGCAAUGUUAUAUUUAUUUAAGAAGAAUAAAAAACUUAUGUAUAUUUGAAAGUAACAUAACCCUAUAAAGUAGAAUUACAGAUCAGAAUGUAGAUUGUAUUUAUUUAAAAAUAAGGUAUUAAAUUAAAUUUGAGCAUUACUGAAUAUGUGUAAAUUUGAUGAUUCUAUUUUAGUGGAUUAAGAAAUGUGUUUUUGUAGAUUAAAAUGAGAGAAACUACAGAUAAUUAACAUUAGGUAUCCUUAUUUAAUGAAGAUUAAGAUGAAGAGAAUGUUCUUUAAGCAAUGGAAGAAAUUAACUUAUCAGACUUAAAAUAUUUAGAUGAUACUGCUUAUAUGUUAAGUGAAGCAUUAGUUAUUACUUUCUUAAAUAACUGGAAUGAAUUCUUCUAAAUUGUAUUUGGAUUUAAUUAAUAAUUAACUAUUGUUUUACUAACUAUUCCUUAUGUAGUUGCAGUGUUUAUUCUUAUGAUUUAUAGUGAUAGAUUUUGAUAGCAUCAUCUUCUGAUUAACUACAGUCAUAUUUAUAAUCACUCAUUUUUGCUUAUUGCUUAUCUAUUUCGAAGUAAUUCUGUGUUUAUUUUCUUUAGUUUGCCUGUUGAGAUUCAGAAUUACCAUUACUUUCACUAGGUAUAUAUUAUUGUUUUUGCAUUUACCAUUUAUAUCCUAUUGAUUCCAUUAGAAUUUAAAUUUUAGAUAUUGUAAUAGGAUUGUUAGUAGUAAUAAAAAAUACUGAUUUAGGUUUAUUUUCAAUAAUAAUAUGAAUUUAGUUACGUCUACCAAUCUUAUAUUUUUGUUGGAGUUAGUUAGCAUUAAUUUUGUGAUUAACAUAAGUCUUGA
Molecule: messenger RNA, 927 nt
Organism: Paramecium primaurelia
Lineage: Eukaryota; Ciliophora; Oligohymenophorea; Peniculida; Parameciidae
Source: the annotation of a GenBank genome assembly